UCCCCGUGUGUCCGCUGGGGGCGCAGUGGAAACGGUGUGUUCCCCGUGUGUCCGCUGGGGGCGCAGUGGUUCCGGCGCAGACUGCAGCACACACGUCCAGCGGAGGUGAGAUGGUUCUUCGUGAGGUCCCGGUGGAGCAGGUGGGGCGUCCUCUGGGUCGCUCGGAGGUGAUCGGGCUGUUGUUUCGUCUGACGGUGUUCGGCGCCGUCACGUACUUCACCAUAAAGUGGAUGGUGGACGCACUAGACCCGACGCGUAAACAGAAGGUGGAGGCGCAGAAGCAGGCGGAGAAACUCAUGAAGCAGAUCGGAGUGAAGAACGUCAAACUGAGCGAGUACGAGAUGAGCAUCGCCGCGCACCUUGUCGACCCGCUCACCAUGCAGAUCACCUGGAGGGACAUUGCAGGUCUGGAUGAGGUGAUCACGGAGUUAAAGGAGACGGUGAUUUUACCUGUUCAGAAGAGACACCUGUUCCAGAACUCCAGACUCCUGCAGCCGCCCAAAGGGGUGCUGUUGUUCGGGCCUCCGGGAUGCGGGAAAACGCUCAUCGCCAAAGCCACGGCGAAGGAGGCGGGGUUUCGCUUCAUUAACCUCCAGCCCAGCACUUUGACGGACAAGUGGUACGGCGAAUCACAGAAGCUCGCCGCCGCCGUCUUCUCCCUCGCCCUCAAACUCCAGCCCAGCAUCAUCUUCAUCGACGAGAUCGAUUCGUUUCUGAGGAAUCGUUCGAGUUCGGAUCACGAGGCCACAGCCAUGAUGAAAGCUCAGUUCAUGAGUCUUUGGGACGGACUCGACACGGACUACAACUGUCAGGUGAUCGUGAUGGGAGCCACAAAUCGUCCUCAGGAUCUGGAUUCUGCCAUCCUGCGCCGCAUGCCCACCAGGUUCCACAUCAACCAGCCUAGUCAGAAGCAGAGGGAGCAGAUCCUGAAGCUGAUCCUGCACGACGAAAGGGUCGACUCGAAUGUGGACCUGGAGGCAGUUUCCAGGGAAACAGAGGGAUUUUCUGGAAGUGACCUGAGAGAGACGUGUCGAGACGCAGCACUGCUCUGUGUGAGAGACUAUGUCCACACAGAGGAUGAGGACAGUGAGGAGAGUAUUCGUGCCAUUACACAGAGUGACCUGCAGAGGGCCAUCUCCAAAAUGAAGAAAUCCAAAUCAGCCGGAGCUCAGGUCCUGCUGCACGCGGCCCUUGACUGACCUCUGACCCCCGUGACCUCUGUGACGCCUGUGACCCCUCCUGAACCCUGUGAGGCACGGCGCCCCUUCUGGCCUUGCCGCACCGCUGCGUCUGUCUGAGGGUUUUAUUUUGAAAAGACUUUGAGUUAAACAUUUAAGAAAGACUUUGUUUUGUGAAAGAGGAGGAGGAAGAGGAGCUGGAGGAGCUGGAGGAGGUGGAGGAGGAAGAGGAGCUGGAGGAGGAAGAGGAGGAGCAGGAGCUGGA
Molecule: messenger RNA, 1443 nt
Organism: Boleophthalmus pectinirostris (great blue-spotted mudskipper)
Lineage: Eukaryota; Metazoa; Chordata; Actinopteri; Gobiiformes; Gobiidae
Gene: atad1b
Product: ATPase family AAA domain containing 1b
Exons: 9
Coding region: 111-1199 (362 amino acids)
Cellular component (GO): mitochondrial outer membrane
Molecular function (GO): ATP hydrolysis activity; ATP binding
Source: RefSeq, a predicted model, not a curated record